Molecule: messenger RNA, 1578 nt
Organism: Drosophila ficusphila
Lineage: Eukaryota; Metazoa; Arthropoda; Insecta; Diptera; Drosophilidae
Exons: 3
Coding region: 168-1256 (362 amino acids)
Biological process (GO): cellular response to misfolded protein
Molecular function (GO): ATP binding; ATP hydrolysis activity
Source: RefSeq, a predicted model, not a curated record
CAGCGUUUAAAUGUUUAUGUUUUUGCCGGUUAUAAGCGCUAUUCCAAAUAAGUAAGCAAAGUAGGCUAAUAUUAGUUUCAUCUCUGAACGAACACGAGCCCAGCAGUUCCAUUUGUUGUUUCUUUACACCAAAAUUUAGUUCGCUCGAGAACCGAGUGAGUGAUUUUAUGGCAACAGACAAAACACCAAUCCAGGGUGCCUCAGUGCUCCACAAGACUAAGAAGCGACUCUCGAAGAAGCGGGACAAGCCUUCUCCAAAACCGUGGAGAACUGGCUCUAGUUUGCUUCAACGAGGCCUUCGUCGAUUGGCUGGCGCCGAGCAGAGCGUUCAAAAGCGACCACGUCGUGAUCAGGAGAAACAAAUGGAUCCAAAGCGGAGUCCCCUGUGGAUGUUGGGCCUGCUUCUCAUCAUUUGCGCAGGACUUUGCCUGUGCCUGCAGCUUGAUGAAAACUCGCCGACUAUCGGUGGAUUCCUGGAGAGCUACAAGAACCAGUACCAUUCCAUCGUCAACAAUCGGGAGAACUACUGCGAGCGCGCGCAGCGACUAGGCAACAUGGCCAUUCAGGCCAGGCACCACGUAUUCCACCAGGAUCUGGCAUUGGAACAGCUGGAGCAGGCACUGGAAAACACCACCCACCAGAUCAUCGCUUUGGUGGGAUCCUCUGGCGUGGGAAAGAGCCUCACGGCGAGUGUGUUGCGCAAUCACUUUCCCUGGCCGGAGAACGUAAAGACCCUCUCGUGGGACACAGCUCGUCCGUUGCGUCGUGUGCAGAGCAUGCUCCCCAAUCUCGUUCAUUGCGGCCAGAACCUCAUUCUGAUUGACAACAUGACACCCAAGGAUGCACAGGAUGUGCAAGAAAUUCACGAGCUUAUAAGGGCGCGCGAGGAGAUUUCCAAUGGCACACAGCAGCCGCAUAUGAAGCAGUUGACUGUGGUGAUUAUGUUCAGUGUGAACCGCUUGCAGUCCGACGAGGCCUUUAAGGCGGAUAUGAAGAGCCUGAAGCAGCUGCCACACGCCCAUGUGAUUGCCUAUGCCCCUCUAGAACCCAUCCAUCUGCUCGACUGCAUCCGCAGGGAAGCGAGUAUUGAGGGUCUGCAACUGGAUGAUGAGAUCGUGGAGGAAAUUCUCAGAGGAAGCGACCCUAGCUUUUCCGGUUGCAAACCCAUUCGUGCUAAGGUUUUGCUUUACGGAAAGCGAGCCAUAGAAAGCGAUAAUACGGACCAGAAAUUAGAGCCCGGAAAUUCGACAGACUGAUUCAAGACUAGCAACACGCCAAGGUGUUUUAUUUAGAAGUAAUUUAAACUAUGUUUAGUCCAAGCAAAAGACAAUCCUCGAAACAACACGUGAUGAAUUGUAAGAGAAUUUAGAAAAAGAUGUUAGGUUAGGUUUCGCAGAGAUUUUGCAGGGAGUCUGGCACUGUAAUUAUCCUGUUUUUUGCACACUUAGUAAUGUUAAUGUAAAUGUCCAGCUUAAGCUUUAGUUUUCUGUGUAAGUGCAACAAAUAUGAAAUUGUAAAUUAAGCGUUCGAAAGACCGAAAAAAAUAAAGUGCUCAAGACCUGAAGGUUAUAAAUGUAA